This is a messenger RNA of Symbiodinium sp. CCMP2592, 4896 nucleotides long. NCBI's taxonomy places the organism in Eukaryota, Dinophyceae, Suessiales, Symbiodiniaceae. The record is from the annotation of a GenBank genome assembly.
AUGUGCGAUUUCCCGGCCGCCUCGGGUCUCUUUGACCCGCCUUCUCUCUGCUUCCCCCGCCCGCUCCUCUGUGGCUGUGGUGGGGUGCUGCCCCGGUGCUUCGAGCUUUGGCUCCCUUCUUCCGCUCCGGACAUUUCUUUCUUCCGAUCGGGGUAUACUCUGCUUUCUUCUGCAGAGUAUUGCGACGUGGCUUCUUCCAUUGUGUCGGGUAUCUCCUCUAUCUGGCGCCGAGCUCUCUUUGCCUCUGCCCUUUUUACCCUGCCUGUUCCGAUUUGGUGCGCUCCUACGCCUGAAUGGACUGCAGCCGUUCACACAGCCAACCAGCUCUCGGAGGCUCGUCCUGAUCCCUUGCCGGAUCUUCCAACAGCCAGGGUCCCCUCGACCCACCCGGCUACAGCAGGACUAAUCGAUAACGACUCUCAGCGGGUAGCCCUUGUCCUUGCGCCGGGUUACCGUGGUGCGAAGGUGUUUCUGCCUCCUGGCCAGCUGCCCGAUGCCGAGGUCCUGCUUGCACAGGUUGCCGAACUUAUCCCCAAUGCACUCAUCCCCGCGCCCUUUCGAUUGGUGCCAGCCUUCCCACAGACAGCUAAUGGCUAUGCAGUCUUUGCACAGGUGCCACUUUGGCUCCCUGCAGCCCAUAGACGGGUCAUAGUUAUUGAUAUGACCCCCUGUGAGGGCCCGCUUUUUGCUUCGUUCGGGGAUAGUAGGCUUGAUUUCUCUGAUCUCGAGUACUUAGCUUCCGAGCAUCUUGGUGUGCCCUGGGAUGCCUAUCUGGGAACCGACACCAAUCCCCUCCGGUCCUCUUCUAGGCCUACGGUUGAGGAUGGAUAUGUUAUCCAGUUCAGGCCUAUCCAUAACUCACCCCCGCCAUGGCAGCCCCGUUUUCUUGACAUGCUGGUUGAAGAGGAACUUUGGCGAGAUGCGCCAUAUGUCUACGGCGACGGGGAUCAACCCACCCGAUGGGCGGUGCUGCAUGAGAGUUCGAUCGUCUUUAUCACACAUGACGGUGUUCUUGACGACGCACUACGCCAGAUCAUUGCAUCCCGCCUACAUUCUCAUGCGGAGCUUCUCACCAUUGAGCCUGCUCCGCGUGCCCUCAGCGACUCGGUUGCCUAUGCUGGUCAAGCAGUGCAUGGCUUGCUCGCUGUUGCGCUCAGAUCAGAACUGGUGGCGUUUGAACCUCCACGGGAUGUUCCUCGCUUCUUGGAUCUGCGCCCAACUGGUGCCAUUGUUGUCGGUUACAGCUCACACGCUGUGCCUACCGCAGCAGACUCGCCGGAGCAUGCCCCAGGUACAGCGACCGAUGAGCUGCCGCGCAGCGUGUCUUCUCCUGCUCUUGCACCCGAGGAAGACGAAUCUCCUUACACGGGGCCCGACUCCUCGGCCUCGUAUCCUGUCCCUUUUGUUCUCCUGACACCAGAUUGCAUCCCUGAAGUGCAUUGGCUUGACCUCUCCUUUCCACUUUCGGUGCAAGAAUCCCUCCGGGUUCUCAGGACUUUCAGGGUUGGACCGUGGGACGCCAGCACAGAUCUCCUGGUCCCAGUGUUCCCGCAGCCCGACAAAGAGUUUGCCACCCUGCUUGCUUUGCCGCCUUGGGCAGAAGGAUGCAAUUGCGUCUUGGUUGACUCACGUCAACUGCUUGGCAAAUUUUAUGCUGCCGUCGUUGAUAAUUGGACACAAUGGUCAGUCUUCCUGUCUCGUCUCGGAUAUGAGGUCACUCACCAGAUCACCAUUUUUGUGCGUGGCAUACCGCUUACGCCCGGUAGACCGGUGAUGCUUUCCCAGGGCGAUGUUGUUACGGUGCUAUCUGCCUCUGCUGAGAUUGCGCCACUGCUCACCCUGGAUUCCAUGCUCCUUUCGCGCUCGACCUGGCGGUCUUCCCUUGCGCUUUCUGUUACCCCUCCUCGUUGGGUCUACCACGUUCUCACUGAUGGCAUGCCGAUUGUCCUCGAGAUUGAACGUCGUACCAUUCAGUGCGAACUUGAUUUCCGUCACCUUGUGUGUGCCAGGUUGCUGGGACGUGUUCCCAGACUGCAAGGCGUCGUUUUCUUAGAUCUUCGCCUUAUUUUUAAGGGUAUGUCCUGGCAAGUUGUUGAGGGGAACCAUGUCAGCCUUUCUCGUUUAGAGAGGGAGUUCGGCGUUGACGUGCCAGCGGGCUAUCGGGUCAGUGUCCUGGGUGGUUCGGCUGAACUUAUCGGUGAUCAGACUAUGCUGAGGGUUGAGCAUAGAUCCACGCUCACUGUUGAAUACGUGCCCUCGGAGCCUCCACCUCCACCUUCUUCCACUUCCCCUGCUUCGGAUGGUCCAUCGCAUGAUGGCCCCGACGGUGAUCAUGGAAACGGCGAUGAGGAUGACGAUUCAUCAUCUUCCAGUUCAAGCUCGUCACCGUCUCCCCCAGCGAGACCCAAUAAGCGACGGCGCAACCGAUUGCCGACCGGCUCUUCGCGCACAGCAGCACAUGCUCACGGCACCCCUGGUGCCACAAUAUGCCUCCUUGUUGCGACAGUGCCUUGUGCAGCUCACGUCGGGACUUCUGGUCAAUAUGCGCAUAUGCCCAUCUCCGACGGAGCCCUGGCCUUCCUACUUCUCGCCUCGUUUGACAUGGAGCCUACUGAUACGACUGUGACUGGGCAAAGGCUCAUCUCCGACUUGCGCCGUGCCACACGGGUGCUUGGGGGGACUUGGCCAGUGCUUACCCCUGACGGCACAAGGACUGAUGAGUUGGGCUCGCAUUCCUCGGAUUCCGACCAGGAGGACUUCCGAACACAGUGGAUUGCGACGGUCAUCUUAGUGCCGUUGUAUGCCCCAGAAGUGUUGUCCAUCGCCUUACAGUUGCCGGCUGCGGUCGGCCAGUGUAUUGCUGCUGCACAGACAGCUCGCCAUCCCACAGCACUUCAGCGUUUUCCCUGCCUGGUGCCUUUGCACCCCCAACCAAUUUAUGGUGUCGCAUCCUUUCUUGCUGUGCCGGACUGGCCCACUCUCAAGGUUCUGGUUUGCGCUGAUAUGCGUGCCAUUGAUGGUCGACUUCUGGCCAUUGAAGCUCCCGCCUAUGUUGACAGAUCUCAACUCCUGCAGCUGGUCACACUUCCGGUUGAACGCUCAAUUGAGGUUUGUGUUGGGCCUCUCUCAGAUUCCUUAGGCCCCGAUGCCUCUGUCCAUUUGCGUUCUGGAGAUGUGAUCUCCUACCGGCCACUCUCCGAGCCGCCAAGUGUCUCUUCUACCCUUGAAAUUCUCCUCAGAGUUUCCAGGGAGUGGCUUGAGCGCAUCGAGCUGCCAUCGGUUUUUGGAACACCCGCCUACUGCCUGGUUACGCCUGAGGCCAUUGUCCUCUUUCAGACCAAUUUUGCGCAACCGACGCAAUACAGGAAUCAUAUUGCCAAUGCGCUGGGCUACUCUUUGCGUCAUCUGCGGCUCCAACCAGCACGGCCCCAGGUUCGUGAUGCCUUUUUGGACGGACAUUUCUGCCACGCUGUCAUUGCGGUGUCUGAUGCAGCUGCGUCCAAUCAUGACGCACAUGUGCUUCUGGACUGCCGCUCUCUCCUUGCAGGAUGGCGCAUGUAUUGUGCCAGGGAUGGUAUGUUGGACAUUCAAGUGGUGUUAGCCCUGCUCUCUGAGCUUGUUCCCCCGGGUUUCUGUGCCUCUUUUCACGAUAUCCCUUCGGACAUUGCACACCUUAGAGUCACGCCUGGCAGAGUACUUGAGGUUGUUAUCAAGCCCUGCCUGCCAGCGGCUGCUCCACAGGAUGUCACUUCCGUGCCCACAGACGGUACAGUAGCACCCCAUGGAGCGGAUGCUCCGCCCGUAUCUGAGAUAGGUGCAGCUGACAGCCACCCCUUGGCACGUGCUAACCCUCCCGCAGAUGAACUUGCCGCACACUUGAUUGCUCCAGAUGGCCCUCCAGAAGACUCUGAGACUGCACCCGGCAGCUCGCACAUCAGUGCUUCUUUCUUUGUGUUUUCACCCGAUUAUGCCCCUGAGCAUGUUGAGGUUAGGACUCCUCUGCCAGUCACUGUGCAUCGCGCCCUGGAACAAGUCUCUGCGGGUCGGCAUCCUUUACACCGUCUCAGAUUCCCGCGACUGCUCCCAUGCGUCCCUCAAACAGUCCCGGGCCUGGCUACACUUGUCUCGAUCCCAGUAUGGACCAACCAAGUUUGUGUCCUCAUUGACAGCAGGCUCUUGAACGAUCGGCUCUUUGCUAUAACGCUACCAGCUCGGCAGUCGAGAGACGACCUGCUCCGCGUUGCCUCAAUCACAGAGGCCGAUGGCACUUUGGUCUUUGUUGGGAAUCUGCCCUGGCCAGUGCCCGACCUGCAGUGGGCAACACUUAGGGAUGGUGAUACCGUACAUUUAUUGCCUCCUGAUCACAUCCCCUUCGCUGUGGUCGAGCUUUCUGAUAUGCUCCAAGACCCAGAUGCCUGGCAAGUAGAACCACACCUGCCGUUUGACCGCCAUGACUUUAUCUGGGUCAUGUCCGCGCAGUCGAACUUUGAAUAUCUUGUUCCGCCCAGCCGACGACAGGAACUGCGUGAGGACAUCGCUGCUGUUCUCCACAGCAGCCCAGCGGCACUUGAUCUGAGGCCUGCCCUUCUCAAUGAUGCCGAUUUCUAUCGGGAUGGACAUGCCAUGCGAGCUGUUCUCGCAAUCCUUACAGGGCACCGACGCUCUGUUCCCAGAGACAGGCCACCUGUCUGUUUUCUGGAUCUGCGACCUAUUCUGCUUGGGAUGUCGUGGAUUACUGUGGCUGAGGGGCGUGUUGACCACCAAAGGCUCCUACUGCGCUUCCAGCCUCGGUGCCCUCCUGGACACACCGUUGCCGUAUCUACCCAUGACCAGUUUCCUGCGCCUCUAUCAGCCGACAUAGUCAUUGCCGAUGGAUGGGCAGGUUUUGGUUGUUGA